Molecule: messenger RNA, 882 nt
Organism: Coffea eugenioides
Lineage: Eukaryota; Viridiplantae; Streptophyta; Magnoliopsida; Gentianales; Rubiaceae
Product: probable phospholipase A2 homolog 1
Exons: 4
Coding region: 54-527 (157 amino acids)
Biological process (GO): pollen tube growth; arachidonate secretion; phospholipid metabolic process
Molecular function (GO): calcium ion binding; A2-type glycerophospholipase activity
Source: RefSeq, a predicted model, not a curated record
AGGGGAGAGAGAUUGAAAGAAUCACUUGGGGGGAAAGCAGAAGGAGGAGGCAGAUGACAGAGAGAGGAAUGCAACGGGGCAGCAGUAGUGUUUCGUUUCGGACUCGUGGCCCUGCUGCAUUGGUUCUUAUAACCAUCAUCUCUCUCCUCUUCUUCAAUGUCAUCGCUGAGACCUCCAACAAUUCUCAGGUUGGAUGCAGCAAAACCUGCGUUGCAGAGAACUGCAACUCAAUUGGGAUUAGAUACGGGAAGUAUUGUGGAGUAGGGUGGAGUGGGUGUCCAGGAGAGAAACCUUGUGAUGAUCUGGAUGCUUGUUGCAAGAUUCAUGAUGAAUGUGUCGAGAAAAAAGGUCUAACUGACGUUAAAUGCCAUGAGAAGUUCAAGAAGUGCAUUAAGAAAGUACAGAAAUCUGGGAAGGUCGGUUUUUCUAGAGACUGCCCAUAUGAUACAGCUGUCCCUACAAUGGUGCAGGGUAUGGACUUAGCAAUCAUGUUUAGUCAGUUUGGCAACUCAAAGGUCGAGCUGUAAUUGGCUGCAUAACGCAAAGUCGUACAGGUAUUCUUUCCAAUCAAAUGAUAUACAGUACAAAAAUUUGAUUCACGGGAAAAGGAAUUUUGGACAGAGUUACUGAUGUUUUAGAGGUAAAAAACAAUAAUAUAAUUCUACGAUAAUAUGUUCUGUCUGGUAGUGUGUUUAGGUAGAUCUCUUUAGCAGGUUUCCUAUGAGACAAUCUCGCCCAGUGGAAGGUCCAUUUUGCUUUCUCCUGGUGCAAUAGGACAUUCAUUUGAAAGGGGAUGGCUUCAAACUGAAAUUAUUGUACUGAAUUUGUGAUCCGAUGACAGAAAACUGCGAUUCCUCGUAUGGAAGUUUCGUGUAUCUACAA